Messenger RNA from Cyclopterus lumpus (lumpfish), 6098 nucleotides. It is a transcript of the gene slc4a2b, whose product is annotated as solute carrier family 4 member 2b. Gene Ontology annotation, molecular function: solute:inorganic anion antiporter activity; monoatomic anion transmembrane transporter activity. NCBI's taxonomy places the organism in Eukaryota, Metazoa, Chordata, Actinopteri, Perciformes, Cyclopteridae. The coding region runs from base 517 to 4182 and encodes 1221 amino acids. Gene Ontology annotation, biological process: monoatomic anion transport; transmembrane transport; regulation of intracellular pH. The transcript has 23 exons. The record is from RefSeq and is a predicted model, not a curated record. Gene Ontology annotation, cellular component: apical plasma membrane; basolateral plasma membrane; plasma membrane.
ACAGAUAUUGAUCAUUGGGGUUCAAUUUCCACCUUAAGGUUGAGGUCAUAUGUGUGUGACAGACAGAUCAAUUUGUGUGUGUGUGUGUGUGCUCUGACUCAGCUUUGAAUGGGUGCUGGAGUCACAUGGCUACUUGUCAGCAGGCUGGAGGAGGAAACAUAAUCCCGAGGAGGAAGGCUGCGGCUGCUAUCAGUCCCCGCAUGUUGGUCCGAGAGAGCUCUCAGCUCGUCGAGAGGCUUGACCGCAAGUGAUCGGCUCGACAACUCUAACUCUCGUUUCUUUUGUCUCCCUAUCUCUUCCCUUCUCCCUCUGUUUGUUUUCGCCCUGCACUCUGACCAGCCCCGCUUCACGGCAGAAUUGCACUCCAAUGUCUGCGGUGGCCUCUCUGCUGUGAGCACAAAAAGGUUAUGCUGCCCAAAAGCUGUCUGAGUCCCAGUGAGAAAGAGAAGGGCUAAAGCCGCACCGAUCCAAACCAGCUUUCCAGAGCCUCUCCAGCAGCGACUCCACUGUGGAGCCAUGAGCAAUCCCAGCUCUCCCAACCAGAUUACAGAUGCCGUGGCAUCGGUUAUUCACAGUCCAGAGGCUCCUGCUGCCUCAGCACUACACGGGACUCCGCACCCUGAAGAAGAGGAUGAAGGGGACUUGAACAAAGCCCUGGGGGUCCAGCGCUUCCAGCAGAUCCUCAGCCCCGCUGCAGUCGUACCUGAUGAACAGCACCAUAACUACCAUGAGGAGGACAUUGAAUACAACCGUCACUCCUCUCACCACAUCCACCGACCUCUGUCCAAACUGCCCUCAGAGGGACGCAGGAAGAAGAGCAACAAGAAAAGGAGGAAGGACAAAGAUCACAAGAGCAGCCAAGUUCCCAGCAGCGGCCCCAUCGAGGAGGGAGAGGAUGAAGAGGAAGAGGAGGAUGAGGGGACGGAGACGUCCGUUCCAUCUGAGUCGGAGAGAGUGAAAGACGUGGAGUUCUUUGUUUCAGAUGAAGACUAUGUGGACAAACGGGGCAAAGAGCACCAGGCCCGUGAGCUUGACAUCGUGCCGCAGUCUGCGGUGGGAGUAAAUACCGAAGAAGAGAGUUCCUCAGAUAAGCCGGCCUCAUCCGACGCUGCCAGCACCUCUCCCCAGUCGGGGCCACCCGAACACGUACCACUGGCCCGGGUCUCCUCCGCCAGCCGCGGCUACGACCUGCAAGACCGCAGACGCACCGGCAACAUGACGGGUGCCGAGCAGGCCAAGUACCAACGCGUCCCCACUGACGAGAGCGAGGCUCAGACGCUGGCCUCCGCUGACCUGGACGGCAUCAAGAGUCAUCGUUUUGAAGAUGUUCCCGGCGUGCGCAGACACCUGGUCAGAAAGAGCACCAAGGGACAAGUGGUGCACACCGGCAAGGACCACAAGGAGCCGACCACUCGCAGCCGCAAGCAGGACCGCACCCCACACGAGGUGUUUGUGGAGCUGAAUGAGCUGAUUAUGGACAAGAACCAGGAGAUGCAGUGGAAGGAGACGGCUCGGUGGAUCAAGUUUGAGGAGGACGUUGAGGAGGAGACCGACCGCUGGGGGAAACCUCACGUGGCCUCGCUGUCUUUCCGCAGUUUGCUGGAGCUCCGAAAGACCAUCUCGCACGGUGCAGUGCUGCUGGACCUGGACCAGAAGACCCUGCCGGGCAUCGCCCACCAGGUGGUGGAACAGAUGAUCAUAUCUGACCAGAUCAAAGCUGAGGACCGAGCCAAUGUCCUGAGGGCCCUGCUGCUGAAACACAGUCACCCGAGCGACGAGAAGGAGCACAGUAGCCCUUUCCCCAGGAACAUCUCAGCGGCCAGCCUGGGCAGCAUGAUGACGCACCACCACAGUGCCAAUCACACCCAUCAGCCUGAGCCGUCGGUGAACGACCCGCUCAUGGGCAGCGUCCACACCGCGGGGGACUCUGAGACACGCGUCGACAUGGAGAAGAACGAGGUACAGAAGGAGACGGUGUCGGUGUCCGGCAUGCAUCGGUCCAAAUCCAAACACGAGCUCAAGCUGCUGGAGAAGAUUCCUGAAAAUGCUGAGGCCACCGUUGUCCUUGUGGGCAGCGUGGACUUCCUGGAGCAGCCCACCAUGGCGUUUGUGCGACUGCAGGAGGCCGUGGAGCUGGAGUCCGUCCUUGAGGUCCCCGUACCGGUCAGGUUUCUCUUCGUUCUGCUGGGACCCCCAACCACCAGCAUGGACUAUCACCAGAUAGGACGCUCCAUCUCCACACUCAUGUCUGACAAGCAAUUCCACGAGGCAGGUUACCUGGCAGACGACAGGCAGGACCUGCUGAACGCCAUCAACAGCUUCCUGGACUGCAGCAUCGUGCUGCCGCCUUCGGAGAUGGGAGGCGACGAGCUGCUGCGCUCGGUCGCACGCUUUCAGAGGGAGAUGCUGCGCAAGCGGGAGGAGCAGGGGGGCAAACUGGCCAAGGAGCCUAAAAGCCAUGAAGAAAAAGAGGCUCUCCUGACACCCUUGAAAAAGUCAGACGACCCCUUAGAGCGCACCCGGCGCCCCUUUGGGGGCCUUGUACGAGACGUGCGGCGCCGUUACCCAAAGUACCUCAGUGACUUCAAGGAUGCGCUCAACAGUCAGUGCAUGGCUGCCGUUAUCUUCAUCUACUUUGCUGCCCUCUCUCCAGCCAUAACAUUCGGAGGCCUACUGGGUGAGAAGACAGACGGCCUGAUUGGUGUUUCUGAGCUGAUCGUGUCGACGUCGGUGCAGGGUGUGAUCUUCUGCUUGCUCGGAGCGCAGCCGCUACUCGUUGUGGGCUUCUCCGGACCCCUGCUGGUCUUUGAAGAAGCUUUCUACAGUUUCUGCAAAGCCAACUCCAUGGAGUACCUGACCGGACGCGUCUGGAUCGGCUUUUGGCUCGUCGUCAUCGUGAUCGUCAUGGUGGCCUUCGAGGGGAGCUUCCUGGUCCGCUUCGUGUCCCGCUUCACCCAGGAGAUCUUCUCCUUCCUCAUCUCCCUCAUCUUCAUCUGCGAGACCUUCAUCAAGCUCGGCAGGAUUUUCAAGGAGCACCCGCUGACGAGUUGCUCCCUCAACGGCACCGAAGGGGACGCCUGGACAGAAAACGUCACACUGGCGCUGAGCAACGGCACCCUGCCGGUGAAGGAGGAGGUCCGAGGACAGCCCAACACCGCGCUGCUCUCUCUGGUUCUCAUGGCCGGAACCUUUUUCAUCGCUUUCUACCUGCGCAAGUUCAAGAACAGUGCGUUCUUCCCUGGGAGGUUGCGCAGGAUGAUUGGAGAUUUUGGCGUCCCGAUUGCCAUCCUCAUCAUGGUGCUGGUGGAUUACAGUAUGAACGACACUUACACACAGAAACUGAGCGUUCCUCACGGUUUCUCUGUGACGAGUCCUUCGAAGCGCGGCUGGAUCAUCAGUCCUCUGGGCACCAACGGAGAAUUCCCCGUUUGGAUGAUGUUUGCCUGCUGUUUGCCGGCUCUGCUGGUUUUCAUCCUGAUCUUCAUGGAGACGCAGAUCACCACCCUGAUAGUCAGUAAGAAGGAGCGGAUGCUGAUGAAGGGCUCCGGUUUCCAUCUGGACCUGCUGCUGAUCGUGGUGCUGGGCGGCUGCUCGGCUCUGUUCGGCCUGCCGUGGAUGGCCGCCGCCACCGUUCGCUCGGUGACCCACGUCAACGCACUCACUGUCAUGAGCAAGGCUGUCGCCCCCGGAGACAAGCCUCGCAUCCAGGAGGUGAAGGAGCAGAGGGUCACCGGGCUCCUGGUGGCCAUCAUGGUUGGUAUGUCCAUUGUGAUCGGAGACCUGCUGCGUCAGAUCCCCCUGGCGGUGCUCUUUGGUAUCUUCCUCUACAUGGGUGUGAUGUCCCUGAACGGUAUCCAGCUAACGGAGCGGAUGAUGCUGCUGCUCAUGCCACCAAAGUAUCACCCUGACCACACCUACGUACGCAAGGUCCGCACGCUGCGCAUGCACCUGUUCACCUGCAUCCAGGUGGUGUGCUUGGCGGCUCUGUGGGCCGUUAUGUCGACACAGGCCUCGCUGGCGUUCCCCUUCGUCCUCAUCCUCACCAUCCCCGUCAAGAUGUUCCUGCUGAGCCGCAUCUUCACGCCCAGAGAGAUUGCAUGUCUGGAUGCAGACGACGCGGAGCCGAAGUUUGACGAGCGCGAGUGUCACGAUGAGUACUCGGAGAUGCACAUGCCCGUGUAACCCGCAAACGACCCGCUCACAUCACCACACAACUCCUCGAAGUGAACACCAAAAAUUCAUUUUGACCAACCAAUGAGAUCCUUCAAACUUGAAACACCCACAGUUUGAUGCCUCAUCACUGUGCGCCCUCUUUGUUACCACGGGAACGUGAACACUAUGACCGGCGGUCUGCUCGGCUCCAACUAUUCAAGUAGCUUUUUGUCAGAUUCAAUCAGUCGGCAGCGUGCGUUCACUCAUAAUGUGCUUUUUAAAAGAUAUAUAUUUCAGGGGACAAGAGUUUCCAAAUCAAAUUAUGUGAGAUCGAGCUCGAAAUUUAAAUGCGAUUACAGUAGAUAGAUUUGCAAGACCGAUGAGUUUUUAGCCCUGAAAGGUUGCUCUGAUUCACAUUGAAUAUGUGGAGGAAAUAUGGGAGAUAGGCUUUUAUAUUAACACACUUGUCUAUUAAAGUUUGUUGCUUUUUGUUCAUGUUUUAAGCUCACCAAGCGCCUUAUGAAGGAAUGAAAAAAGGUAUACUUUGGUGUUUUCUAUCCCCCUCGUUCUGUCUUAUUUCAGAUAGCUGAUCACUUUACCCAGCCUCCCUAAGCUCGUGGCAUUUUUUUUAAAUUUUUUUUUUUAAAUGACACCAAAUCUGAACAAUGACUGUAUUUUUAUGUGAUCAUUUUUAUCCUCUUCGCAUCCUCUUUGAUCCCUUGAAUAUCAACGUUUGCUUUAGCUUGUUUCUUAUGCGACUAUCUGUGAUCUAUUUUUAAGCCUGUCCUUCUUUCACAAUGUAGAAUAUUUUACUCAACUGUUGCAGUUCAGGGGACAGUCGGGAUUUCUUGGGAGAUCUAUUGACGUGAAAACAUAUUUCUGAUCAUAACAGAAUAUUCACACAGUAGCUUAAAAAAUAAAUAUAUACAUAUAUAUAUAUAUAUGUAUAUAUUCUAAAUGUCUCCACGCACAUGUUUAGGGCACUAAUGUAUCAAUGUAGAGUUUGUUUCACUUGGUGUGGUUUUGGGAAUCACUGAUUUAUUGGUUUCUUUGUCCAAGUGCCAAAUGUCUCGUGUAAAUAGUUUUGUGAUCAGAACAAUAAGCUGCAGUUCAGCCAUCUCACAUCUCCUACUGUAACAAAGUUUCUCGAAGGAGCCUAAAUUAACAACAUUUCUAAGUACAACAUUCCUUUUUGUGUUAACUUUUUUUUUUAUUAACUUUUCUAUAUAUCUUCUCUUUUUUUUUUUGGGCAUCGACAAAUUCAAACAUUUCAUUCGCACACGUGAACUUGGUCGACCAAAUGUACACACAAGCUAUGUAGACAAUCUCAAUAUUCAUGCAUUACCAAGAGGCAAGGCUUUAAAAACAAUGUAUGUGUGUGUGUGUGUAUAUACAUACAUAUAUGUAUGUUUGUUUUGUUUUAUGUCAUGUUGUAUCAGUGUGACAUGGAUUGCUUAAAGCGUUGACUGUGUCAAAUAACUGAAAUGUUCAGUCCUGUUCCUCUGUUCGCACAAAACCUCAGUGCCUCUGGGACCACGAAGCUAGUGUUUGUGUUUCUGGACGACACGCAUCCGACAAUAGUUUGCACUUUUGAAGACGCUCAAAAAUCAAACGGCUCUCCAUUAUUUAUCCUUUGCAAUAUGAGGCAUUAUUGCUGCUUACGUCGAUUUUUUUUUUAAAUUAAAAUGUACACGCACACUUGGCUGCGUCGUGUCCGUGGACAACGAAGGGGACGUUGUCGGUGUUUUUAUGUUUGCUUCGUGUGCCUGUGGAUGGAGUGGAGUUGGUCUGUGUACGCCAAAGUAUCUGUCAAAGUAGCAACAUGCUGAUAACAAUAUGAUGUUCCUUUUUUAAAAGCGAUAGACGUUCUGAAAGGCUAUUGCUGAUGUUUCCUUGUACAUUAAAGAUUGAAAUAUUGAUGACACAUAAAAGUUAUUUUAUAUUUA